Spinacia oleracea (spinach) is the source of this 522-nucleotide messenger RNA. RefSeq lists its product as uncharacterized. NCBI's taxonomy places the organism in Eukaryota, Viridiplantae, Streptophyta, Magnoliopsida, Caryophyllales, Amaranthaceae. The transcript is spliced from 2 exons. The coding region runs from base 1 to 522 and encodes 173 amino acids. The record is from RefSeq and is a predicted model, not a curated record.
AUGAGAGAAUAUGGAUGGGAGUCUCUUUUGACUUCAGUGAUCUCCAUUUGUGAUAAAAGAGCUAUCCGUGUUCAUAAUAUGGAUGAAGAGUAUGCUCAUCUGGGAAGAAAAAAACGAGAACUUAAUCAUCGGUUUGACGAAGUAAGUAUGGAUCUUCUUCUUUGUAUAUCUUGUCUAAAUCUUGUCAAUUCCUUCCCUCCUUUUGACAAGUUAAAGUUACUUAGACUUGCUGAAUAUUAUCCUAAUGAGCUUUCAAGUUUUGAUUUGCUCUAUCUUGAGGAUGAACUUGAUAAUUUAAUUCAUGAUAUGCAAAGAGAUGAGAGAAUUGAGGGUUUGAAAUAUAUUGGAGAACUAUGCAAGAAACUUAUUGAGACAACGAAGUAUGAUACAUAUCGUUAUCGUUUUAUCUAUUUGCUUAUAAAGAUGGUGUUGAUUCUUCCUAUGGCAACUGCAACUUUAGAAUGGGAAUUCUAUGCAAUGACUAUUGUAAAGAUUAAGUUGAGUAAUAGUAUGAGAGAUUAA